Molecule: messenger RNA, 1098 nt
Organism: Diplodia corticola
Lineage: Eukaryota; Fungi; Ascomycota; Dothideomycetes; Botryosphaeriales; Botryosphaeriaceae
Product: aminodeoxychorismate lyase
Exons: 2
Coding region: 1-1098 (365 amino acids)
Molecular function (GO): catalytic activity
Source: RefSeq, a predicted model, not a curated record
AUGCCAGCCCAGCCGGCUUCCUUCUCUCUAUUCACAUCUCUCCGCCAUGAUCCGGCUCUUCGCUCCAGCCCCGAGAACAGCUCGGAUAUCGUGAGCUUCUCGCCUUCCAGUCCCUUCUACAUGCUACGCUACCACCGGGACCGCAUGCUCGAAGCGGCACAGCACUUCGAAUGGACCGAGGUCGCAAAGAAGCUCGCCGACGGCAAAAACCUCGAGUCUCUGUUGAACCAGGAAGUCGAAUCAUGGAGGAGCCAGAACGGUGACGCCGAAUCCCCACUGAAGGUCCGCGUCCUCUUCAACCGCCCCGGCGACAUGCAAACCGACAUCGCCACCACCCCCGCCAUCCCUCUCUCAUCCCUCUACCCAGCCACCUUCACCACCCCUCCCCCGCCAGCCAGCAGCAGCAGUAGCAAGCCAUUCACCCCCUCCCCCCGCACCGGUGGCGCCCUCCUAGACCCCACUCUCCCCCCCUCCUCCCCCAAACCACCACCACCACCAUCACCGCCCGCCUGGACCCUCACCAUCGACACCUCCCCCACCCCCACCUCCCCGCACACCCUCCUCAAAACCACCCACCGCGCCCACUACGACGCCGCCCGCGCGCGCUCCGCACCAGCCGUGCCCGGCGGCGGCGGCACCCUGCACGAAGUCCUCCUCUGGAACACGGUCGGCGAGAUGACCGAGGGCAGCUUCACGAGCGCGUACUUUUACCGCGGCGGGCGGUGGGUCACGCCGCCGGUGGGGGUGCCGGACAACGUUUCUUUUUCUUCUUCUCCUUCGUCUUCUUCUCCUCCUCCUCCGUCAGAUUCCCUCCCUCCCCCUCCCCUCGGCGACGAAGGCGAGCUCCGCUCGCCCUUCCCCGGCCGCUGGGGCCACAGCAUCCGCAGCCCGAAGGCGGUGCCGGUCGGCGGUGCAGGAGGAGGUCAGAGGGGCACGACGAGGCGGUGGGCGUUGAAGCGGGGGUUGUGCAUGGAGGAGCCGGUGGCGAGGGAGACGGUGGCGGUGGGCGAGUGGGUGUGGGUGAGCAAUGGGGUCAGGGGGUUUGGGAUGGGGAGGGUGGUCGAGACGGCGGCGGAGACGGCGAGGAAGGAGGGUUGA